AUUGCUGUUCAUUGCCCAACAACCAGCAAUUAUCUUACACAACACCUCUGCCCAACAUGUUCGGAUUUCGCAAGACCCUCGACAUAAUCACGCUCUUCCACAAGGCGAGCUCUCCAGCCUCUGUGCGAGUGUCCAACCUGCUGAAGCAGGCAUCCACGAGCGCCCAGACGAGUGCCGUCGACGAUGCCAGUGCUCGCCGCGACCCAUUUGAGCUCAACAUCACCGAGGACGCCCCAACCCUCGAUCAGGUGGAGACAAUCUUGCAGUACGUUGGCCAGAACGGCGCCGCUCAGGUCGUCAAGGGCGCAAGAGACGACAAGGAUGCGCUGAGGAAGUUCAAGGAGAACAAGGAGAACUUGCUACGGCCGCUGACGGUUGACUGGAGCAACGGCAAGGCGAUUGCAGGGGACAACGAGUCCGAGAUCUUGAAGCUACUAAACGCUCAGAAAUGAGCAUCGCAAGCAAAUCAUCAUGUAUAAAAAAAAAAAGCUUCAUAAGCUGCAUCUUCAUAUAUACCCCACUCCUUGGAACAAAACUAUCUGGGCAUUAUAGACGGUAGUGAGAAAAAAAAA
Trichoderma atroviride IMI 206040 is the source of this 572-nucleotide messenger RNA. The record is from RefSeq and is a predicted model, not a curated record. Lineage: Eukaryota; Fungi; Ascomycota; Sordariomycetes; Hypocreales; Hypocreaceae.